Molecule: messenger RNA, 2829 nt
Organism: Phoenix dactylifera (date palm)
Lineage: Eukaryota; Viridiplantae; Streptophyta; Magnoliopsida; Arecales; Arecaceae
Source: RefSeq, a predicted model, not a curated record
UCCGACAUGGCUCCCUCUUUCCUUCUCGCUCAUUAAUUUUACCCCUCUUUUUAGCGGUUUUCUGCUGGCUUUCUCUCGUUUCGCCCUCUUUUUCUCGCCGUCUCUGCUAUCUUUUCCAAUCUUUCUUUGGUCAUGAGGUGCAGCACUUGUUGCCUAUUCUUCUUGAUUGUUGCGUGAAGCUGAGGAAUUUAGAGAAAUUAAUCAUAGAAUAAAUAUAUUUUAUCUGUCUUGAACUCGUGAUUUCUAAUCAUACCGUUCUUGAAAAUAUUGGAAGUUCUUGAAUUUUUUGCAAUUUUUUUUUUUUUUUUUUGGUAGGAUUGCAAUUUCUUUUUAUUGGCUGAACAGGAAAGCAAUUAUCUUGGAAUGUUUGAACCGUUCGCUGACUAGUCAAUAAUCUUUCGUUUCCCCCUCUUUUUCUAUAGUCUCUGCUAUCUUUUCCAAUCUUUCUUUGGUCAUGAGGUGAAGUACUUGUUGCUUAUUCUUCUUGAUUGGUGUCUGAAGCUGAGGAAUUUAAAGAAAUUAAUUAUAGAAUAAGUAGAUUUUAUCUGUCUUGAACUCGUGAUUUUUAAUCAUACUGUUCUUGAAAAUAUUGUAAGUUCUUGAAUUCUUUUGCAAUUUUUUUUAUUGGAUGAAUAGCUAACCAAUUAUCUUGGAUUGUUUGAACCGUUCACUGACUAGUCAAUGGUUUAUGAUUUUUGUGAACCUGGAAGAAUUAACAAUGAUUCUUAUUGUAGUUCGCCUAAUCCUUCUGUUUCGCAACCUAAGUGAUGUCACAUCCUCCCAGUGGAUCAACUUGAGCAUCACAGUUUGGGUAUGAUAAGAGGUGAAGAGGUGUCUUGCAGAUUAUUAAAUUUAACCAAAAACACCAUAUGAUAAGCUGCAUUUAGUUAAACACCAUAUGAUAAGCUGCAUGGGGUGCAUCGUUGAGUGAGGCGGAUUAUUUAUAUUGGAUUUGAUAAGCAAAUGAUGUAUUUAUGGAUUGAGCAAAGAAAGAAUGGCCACUGCGUGGGUCAGGAGUCUGGGAAUCAGAUGGGGUAGACAGUGGAGUUAUAGUUCAAAAGGCAUUCAGUACUUUGUCAUUAACUGCAGAUCUGCAAGGGUCAAAGAAUCUCCGUCCACUAAUGCUGCCGCAUUGAUAAGAGAACCACACAAGUAUUUUGAUCAGGUUGUCAUUACUGUACGUUCUGGAGAUGGAGGCCAUGGUGCUGUUCUCAGCUUGCCAAACCUUAGAAAUACUUCAAAAUCACAAGGAAAACAUGACCAGGAAAAGUCAACGAAAAAGCGCACAUACAAAAGGGAUUCGGAUGGCUCACUUAUCCUACCCAUUGGCGGACAUGGGGGUGAUGUAGUCAUAUAUGCAGAUGAGAGCAAAGAAUCUCUCCUGGAAUUUCACAAAAAGAGCCGGUAUGGUGCAAAGCGAGGGGGGAAUGUUGAUGCCAUGGGUACUCUGACUUCACAAUUGCAUGAUGGAUAUGCUGCACCAACGCUACAAAUACCUGUGCCUGUAGGUACAGUUGUAAGACGCAAGAGGGGGAAGUUUCUUGCUGACUUAGCACAUCCAGGUGAUGAAAUUCUUGUUGCAAGGGGUGGUCACGGUGGGAUUAGCUUGUUAGAGAUGCCUGAACAUGGAAGGAAAAGGUUGAUGGCACUAUCUAGUAAUGUGAUGAGAGAUGAAAGUGACAAGGUUCUAGUUCUUGGUCAGCCUGGGGAGGAGGUUAGCUUGGAACUCAUCUUAAGAGUGGUUGCUGACGCUGGUCUUGUGGGACUCCCAAAUGCUGGAAAGUCAACUCUUUUGGCAGCUAUCACGCUUGCAAAACCAGAUAUUGCUGACUACCCUUUCACAACUUUAAUGCCAAACCUUGGUCGCCUUGAUGGAGACCCUACUUUAGAAGCACUUAAGUAUUCCUCUGGAGCAACAUUAGCUGAUUUGCCUGGUCUGAUUGAAGGUGCUCAUUUAGGCAAGGGGCUUGGUCGGAAUUUCUUAAGACACCUAAGGCGAACUCGGCUUCUUGUUCAUGUUGUUGAUGCUGCUGCAGAGAACCCAAUAAAUGAUUAUAGAACUGUCAGGGAGGAAUUACGAAUGUACAACCCAGAUUAUCUUCAACGACCAUAUAUAGUAGUGUUAAACAAGAUUGACCUUCCAGAGGCUCGGGAUAGGCUGCCAUCAUUGGUACAAGAAGUCUCCAAGAUUGGAUGUAGAGAGGCACCUAACUUAGAAAUGAGGCAGGAAUUAUCUGCUGAAAGUAAAGGUGUGCCCAUACUUUCCUCAGGAGCUAGUAAUGAACAGUCAAAGGAAAAGGGGAUAGAGGAUUAUCCAAGACCUCUUGCAGUUGUGGCUGCUAGUGUUUUUUUUUGCAGACACAACAUACCUUUGUCUCUAUGGUUUAAAGCAAGAAAACUCGUUGGCAUUGAUGAAAUGCUGAGGGAGAUAAGGGCAGCUCUAAAGAAAUGCCAAGAUUUAGAAAAGGCACUAGAAACAAAAAAAGUGCAAGAAAAUCAUCGCUUAAUUGCAUAUACCUACGAGCAAAAGUUACCCAAACUGCCUGCAUUGGGGUCAGGACCUUGUACAAAGGCUUGGAAUACUCUAAAACAUAAUAGCAGAGAUUACUGAUCAGGGGUUAGGAGUAUCAAUAAGAUUUAAUGCUUCCAAAAAGGGUGGUGUUUGUGGGUUUUAUACUUGUUUCCUGCUGGUUGUCAUGUACUCUGUUGUAUUAUAUGGUAUUUAUGUUAAUUGAACUUCAAUUGACAGUUUUAUGAGACCAAACAAUUAACAUGCAAGUGAAAAUUGUUAACGUGUCAAGGACUGAAAUGUUCUCUGUUAUAAAGAAA